GUACGCUUCUGGAUCGGGGCCAUGAAUGUUCCACUUGGGAUGAUUGCAAUGUCUGCCAUGAAUCGGAUAUUCUUUUGGGCAUAUGAUAUCAAACGGCUAAAGAUCCCACCUGUGACUCAACUCAAUUACUCCACUUGGUUUAACAUACCGGACUUUAGUAAUAUGACAAACUACGGCACUGCAACUUCCGCGUAUGCCCAUGGGCGCGCAGUUAUUCUCGGCUUUAUUCUUGGAUUUCUCGUCUUUGUUGAGAUAGCACUUAACAGUAUUGUACCCCUAAGAGGACUGUCGAAGAAGAAAAGCCCAAUCGUCAUUGACCAUUUGUUCACUUGCAUACUUUUCCCCAUAAUGGGCCUUUUCCUUGGAAUGCCAAUUAUGUCCGGUGUGCCAAUACGCACAAUCGCAAACAUGGUUGCCUUGGCUAAGUUGGAAUCCCACCCAGCUCCCGGAAAACCACCAAAGGUGCUUUACCUUGUCGAGACACGUAUUAAUACCCUAAUUGUCGGCGUACUCGUUACCCUGUCUGUAUUUCUGGGCGACAUUCUUCAGUACAUUCCUGUGGCUGCAUUGCUUGGCUUGUUCCUGUUCCUCGGAAUAUUUGGUCUUAAAGGCCUUCAUUUUCGAAAGCUACUCACAGCUAUGGUUAGCAGAAGGAAGUAUUGGUCAGACUGGAAUAAACUAAACGGCAUGCCACGGCCGCAAGUCUUGGUAUUCACAACAAUCUGGCUAGUGGAAUUAGUAAUUCUGUAUACUCUUCUGGUGUUUGGAGAGUACGAAUUUCUGAUGGUUGGCUCAACUGCCAUACCAUUCUUCUUGGUUUUCUGUGGAUUUCUUAGAAAUGUGGUAUUGCCUCGAUGGAAAUGGUUGGCACCUUUCUUAGAAAAGGUAAGCAUUUUUUCAAUAUAUAGCCGAAAGUGA
Molecule: messenger RNA, 918 nt
Organism: Dibothriocephalus latus
Lineage: Eukaryota; Metazoa; Platyhelminthes; Cestoda; Diphyllobothriidea; Diphyllobothriidae
Source: the annotation of a GenBank genome assembly